Molecule: messenger RNA, 1755 nt
Organism: Cyclocybe aegerita
Lineage: Eukaryota; Fungi; Basidiomycota; Agaricomycetes; Agaricales; Hemipholiotaceae
Source: the annotation of a GenBank genome assembly
AUGCAUGCACGUUUGUUCGACGACGACCGCCAAAUUUCGAUCAUUAUAAAGAGCAGACAGAACCGCAAAUCCUGGAUCGUCUGCGAACCCAUCACAGAGGAGCCGGACAGCGUCGACCACCAGCACCAACCCCAUCGUCAUCACAGACUGCGAGCACCGCUCCCGCGUACACAUUCAGCUCCCCAGCUCAUCUCCACAACCACAGUCGCACCAAUCCAUAUAAACAGCUCGCCCACAAUGCCCUCCUCGUCCCUCAUGCCCCGCAGCGACUCCUUCAACGCCCGUGUUCGCGGCACGUCCCACAUCGACUUCAAGACAGCCACAACCGGCGUCGCUGCAAAGUCGAUGCGCAACGAGAUCUCCCGCCUCGUCUCCACCGUCGAGGACCUCGCCACCAAGAAGGCCUUCGACACAGAGAUGCAAUCUUUCUUCUACCUCUUCACCCGGUACCUCGCCGAGCGUGCAAAGAGCGUCGAUCUCGACUGGGACCGCAUCAAGUCCCCCGCCGAGGAUCAGAUCGUCCCCUACACCAACCUCCCAAAGCCCAAGGACUCGACCAACCUCAACAAGCUCGCUGUCCUCAAGGUCAAUGGUGGUCUCGGUACCUCCAUGGGCAUGACCGGUGCCAAGUCCGCACUUGAGGUCAAGGACGACAUGACCUUCCUCGACCUCACCGUGCGCCAGAUCGAGCACCUCAACACCACCCACCGCGUCGACGUCCCCCUCAUCCUCAUGACCUCCUUCAACACCCACGAGGACACCCUCCGCAUCAUCAAGAAGUACGCCAACCAGCAGCUCCGCAUCACCACCUUCAACCAGUCCCGCUACCCCCGUAUCUUCAAGGAGACCCUCCUCCCCGCCCCCAAGCGCGCCGAUGACGACAAGAAGCACUGGUACCCGCCCGGCCACGGUGACCUGUACAACGCGCUCCUCCACAGCGGUGUCCUUGACCAGCUCCUUGCGGAGGGCAAGGAGUACCUGUUCGUCUCCAACUCGGACAACCUGGGUGCCGUUGUCGACGAGAGCAUCCUCCAGCACAUGAUCGACACUCAGGCCGAGUUCCUCAUGGAGGUCACCGACAAGACCAAGGCUGACGUCAAGGGUGGUACCCUCGUCGACUACGAUGGUGCCAUCCGCCUGCUCGAAAUCGCCCAGGUGCCCUCGGAGCACGUCGAAGACUUCAAGUCGGUGCGCAAGUUCAAGAUCUUCAACACCAACAAUCUGUGGAUCAACCUCAAGGCCCUCAAGCGCAUCAUGGAGCACGAAGGCCUCGAGCUCGAGAUCAUCAUUAACCCCAAGACGACCGACGACGGGCACGCCGUCAUCCAGCUCGAGACCGCCGCCGGUGCCGCGAUCAAGCACUUCAAGAACGCCCACGGCAUCAACGUGCCCCGCAAGCGCUUCCUCCCCGUCAAGUCCUGCUCGGACUUGCUGUUAAUCAAGAGCGAUAUUUAUUCGCUCCAGCAUGGACAGCUGAUCUUGAACGAGCAGCGAAUGUUCGAGACGACGCCGGUUAUUAAGCUGGGGGAUCAUUUCAAGAAGAUCCAACAAUUCCAGAAGCGGUUCAAGAAGAUCCCCAAGAUCCUCGAGCUCGACCACUUAACGGUCACCGGCGACGUCUACUUUGGGCGGAACGUCACCCUGCGCGGGACGGUCAUUGUCGUCGCCAACGAAGGCCAAAGGAUCGACAUCCCUGAUGGGUGUAUCUUGGAGAACAGGUUGCUGUCGGGUAACUUGAACAUGAUCGAACUGUAA